CAAGUAACUUGAAAAAUUCAAUGACUGGCCUCUAGGAUUCCUCAUUGGUUUGUUUAUAUCCAACAGAUCUGGCAUAGACCAACACCUCAAAAGAAAGAGGUCAAGAGUGUUUGUUUAGAUAACUUAUGAUUUCCGAUACCUUUCUCCAAACGAGCAAUUAUUUCACAAAGGAGAAGUCAGUGAUAGGAGAGAAAAAGAGCUCCUCGGCAUCCUCUUUGCACCUGCAACUAUAGCUUCAUGCAUGGCAGCACAUGAUGGGGCUUCCUCCUCCUCUUCCUCCUCUUCUAUACCAAACACUUUCGAUGUGUUUCUCAGUUUCAGGGGUGAAGAUACCCGCAAUAACUUCACUGUUUUCCUUCACAAAGCUUUGAUAACAGAAGGAAUCAAUGCAUUUAUGGAUAGCGAAAACCUUUGGGGUGGAGAAGAGAUUGGACCGGCAGUCCUCCAAGCAAUCGGGCGAUCCAAAAUCUCUAUUCCUAUCUUCUCUAUAGGCUAUGCAGAUAGCAAAUGGUGCCUCCUUGAACUGGCUGAGAUUGUUCAAUGCCAUAAAUCCGAAGGUCAAAUAAUUCUUCCCAUAUUCUUCGAUGUUGAUCCAACAGAUGUUCGCCAUCAGACCAAAAGUUUUAUACAAUCGUUUAAGAAUCACAAGGAUAAAUUUGAUGACCGUACCAUAGAGGGAUGGAAGAAAGCGAUGACUAUGGCAACAGAGCGAACGGGAUACGAACUCAAGCAAGUAAAUGGGAAUUUAUUAAAGCUGGUCGACAAAGUUGUUGAUAGGGCUUUGAGUGAACUGGAUUGUGGUCGCAUGGGAGAUAUUAAAUAUCCUAUUGGACUGCAUGACCAUGUGGAAAAUCUAUCACUUCUAUUAAACGCUGGCUCCAAUGAUGAUGUUCAAUUUGUGGGAAUAUGUGGUAUAGGAGGUAUUGGGAAGACAACUAUUGCAAAAGCUUUUUACAAUAACAACUAUAACAGAUUCAUUAGCAGUUGUUUUCUUGCAAAUAUUAGAGAGGAAGCAUCCGGAUUAAAGGGAUUAGUUCCUUUGCAAGAGCAACUUCUUCAUAUUGUCUCCAAAAAAAGAGUCAAUGGCCAAGUAUGGAAUGUUCACAGGGGACAACAAUUGAUAAAAGAAAGACUACAAGUUGAAAAUGUUCUUCUUAUUCUUGAUGAUGUGGAUUGUAUUUCACAACUCAAUGCUUUGGCUAUUGAAUCAAAUUCUUUCGGUCGAGGUAGUAUAAUUAUCAUAACAUGUAGAGAUGAACAUAUUUUAAAGGUGGCUAAAGUUGAUGAAGGAAAAAUAUAUUGGCCCAAAGAGUUGGAUACUAACCGAUCUCUUCAACUCUUUAGUUUGCAUGCAUUUUCAAGUGACCAACCCCCUGAAGAUUAUAAACAACUUUCCAAUGAUGUGCUACACUUGGCGGGAGGAUUGCCAUUGACUCUAGAAGUUUUGGGUUCUUAUCUCUGUGACAUAAGAGAAAAAGAUGUAUGGCAAAGUGUCUUACGAAAAUUGAAAAGAAUUCCAAAUAAUGCAGUCAACAAAAAGUUAAAAAUAAGCUAUGAUAGCUUGGAAGAUGAUGAGAAAUCUAUAUUUCUUGAUGCUGCAUGCUUUUUCAUUGGAUGGAGGAAAGAAAUUUUAAUUUCUUUGUGGGAAGCUUGUGGCUUUGAACCUAUAUCAACAAUAAAAAAACUCACUCAAAGGUCUCUCCUAAAAUUUAUUGCCAAUUUGAGAAAUUCUUAUGAUGAGCUACGGAUGCAUGAUCAAAUUCAAGCCAUGGGAAGGAGCAUUAUCUAUGAAGAAAACCUCAUGGAGCCUGGUAAACGUAGUAGAUUAUGGCAUCAUGAUGAAAUCUUGGAUGUAUUAAAAGAACACAAGGAAACCCAAAGUAUUGAAGGCAUCCUCCCGCCCUCAAAUAAAUUGUGUUGGAAUGUAUGCCUACAUAUGAAAGACUUUGAAAUGAUGUCCAAGAUAAGAUUUCUCUACCUUAAUGGAGCACAUUUGGAAGGAGACUUUCCACAUCUUCCUUCUAGCUUAAGCUGGUUCAGUUGGUGGAGAUGCCCUUCGGAAAUUAUACCGGAUAUUUCUUAUCUCAAGAGACUAGUUUAUAUGAACCUAUCAAACAGCCGGAUUAGACAAGCUUGGACAAACAAUCCUCAGGAUGAAGGUCAGUGUUUCCAAAAGUUGAAAGUUCUCCGCCUCCGAUUUUGUGAUCAUUUAUCUGUGUCUCCUGAUUUUUCAUGGUUUCCUCACCUAGAGACAUUGGAUCUUGGAUGUUGCAAAAAUAUGGUCAAUUUACACCAAACCAUCGGCGAUCUAAAAUCUCUUGUCAAGCUUUACUUGGAUGAUACAGAAAUUGAAGAACUCCCAAACAGUAUUUGCCAAUUGACUAACCUCCAAUUUCUAAAUCUCAGUUCAUGCUCAUCACUUCAAAACUUGCCUAAGUCAAUUGGUGAUUUAAGGUCUCUAGUUACACUUUCCUUGGAUGGGACAAAAAUUCAAGAACUCCCAAAUAGUAUUUGUGGGUUGAGUUCUCUCCAAUCUCUAACUCUCGUUUGUUGCAAAUCACUCAAGAAAUUGCCCGAGUCAAUUGGUGAUCUAAAAUCUCUAGUUACAUUUUCCUUGGAUUGGACGCAAAUUGAAGAGCUCCCGAGUAGUAUUUGCAGACUAAGCUCUCUCCAAUAUCUUACUUUAAAUUGGUGCUCAUCACUAGAGAAUUUGCCAGAGUCAAUUGACAAUCUAAAAUCUUUGGUUGAGUUUUCUAUACAUGGGACAAAAAUUAAAAAACUGCCUAUUGGUGUUGGGCUGUUAGAGAAAUUAGAGAGUUCUUACAUUGGGUGGAAAAGUAAAAAUAUUUGAUGGAUAUGUAUACUUUUCAAGACAUUGAUUGGAUAAGUCAUGUUCUGUUGUCACCUAUUUGUUAUGCAGUAAUUAAUUUUUUGACAUUGAUUACUCUUCCCUACUGUAAUAAGUUUAUCUUGUAAUAACAGUG
Molecule: messenger RNA, 2984 nt
Organism: Macadamia integrifolia
Lineage: Eukaryota; Viridiplantae; Streptophyta; Magnoliopsida; Proteales; Proteaceae
Product: disease resistance protein RUN1-like
Exons: 4
Coding region: 242-2851 (869 amino acids)
Biological process (GO): signal transduction; defense response
Molecular function (GO): ADP binding
Source: RefSeq, a predicted model, not a curated record